Molecule: messenger RNA, 4689 nt
Organism: Chelmon rostratus (copperband butterflyfish)
Lineage: Eukaryota; Metazoa; Chordata; Actinopteri; Chaetodontiformes; Chaetodontidae
Gene: gpr156
Product: G protein-coupled receptor 156
Exons: 10
Coding region: 205-2691 (828 amino acids)
Biological process (GO): G protein-coupled receptor signaling pathway; gamma-aminobutyric acid signaling pathway
Cellular component (GO): G protein-coupled receptor heterodimeric complex; membrane
Molecular function (GO): G protein-coupled GABA receptor activity
Source: RefSeq, a predicted model, not a curated record
UUAAAUCGCGGGACUCCCUACAACUCUGCAGCUAUGGCACCUUUGUAGCUAUGUUAGAUAACACACCAUCCAGCCGUUUCUGUUCAAGUUUUACUGCACCGAGUCUUGCGCCAUGGAGCCUGGAGCGGGACGAGCCGAUGGGAUCCUCCACGCGUUUUGGAGACCGAGAAUGUGUGUGUGAAAUCGGACGGACUGGGGUCAGUCAUGGAGCCUGAGCUGAACUGCAGCUCCCAGUGCGAUUCCCCACUCUGCUUCAUCCACUCAGGAGUCAACAGACAGGAGGGCCUCGACGUUCUGCUCAGACUAUGUGGUCUCAGCACGGUGGCAGUGGAGCUCCCAAGGCGGACUCUGUCCCCAGUGUUGAGUGCUGUGGUGUGGACGCUGCUCUCCUGUGGCAUCCUGCUGGCUUUCUGCUUCCUCCUCUUCACCCUGCGCUUCAAAAACAACAGGAUAGUGAAGAUGUCCAGUCCCAACCUGAAUGUCCUGACUCUCUUUGGAAGCGUCCUCACCUACAGCAGUGGCUUCCUAUUUGCCGUUGAUGAACGAGCCCACUCGCAAGGUGGAGCGUCUACAGCUGUGCUACAAGCCCGGAUGUGGACUCUCUGCGUUGGCAGUACCCUGGUGUUUGGCCCAAUUCUGGGGAAGACGUGGAGGCUGUACAGAGUGUUCACCCAGCGAGUGCCCGACAAGAGAGUGAUAAUCCGAGACAUCCAGCUGAUGGGCAUAGUGGCUCUGCUGAUCCUGGUGGACAUGCUGCUUCUCACCGUCUGGAACCUCACAGACCCCAUCAGGUGUUCACGGUCUGUCGCUGCCGCUGUCAAGGUGGUGGAGAGAGACAUUUCCUACUCUUUGACUCAGCUGGACACCUGUUCCUCUCUGUACUCAGAUCUGUGGGUGAUCAUCAUUGCUGUUCAGAAGGGUUGUCUUCUCCUCUAUGGGACUUACCUAGCUGGGCUAACCAGCAAUGUCAGCCACCCUCCAGUUAACCAGUCUCCCACCAUUAUAACAGUCGUCACUUUGGUCACCCUCUCCUCCGCUGUGGCCAUUCCUGUGUCCAUCUUUCUGCAGGCCUGGCCCAACCUGGUCUACAGCACUGUGGCUGGAGCCAUUUUCAUCUGCACACUGGCUACCAACUGCAUGCUGUUUGUGCCUCAGCUGACCCAGUGGCAGCAGUUUGAAGAAGAUCAGAACAAUCCCAGUCAGAUGGCCAAGUAUUUCAGCAGCCCCAGUAAGAGCCAGCCCUCGGUGUACAGCCAGGAUGAGAUCUACUACCUGCUGGGGGAGAACAACUCCAUGAAAAAACUCCUUAAUGAGAAGAACGCUGUGAUCGACAGUCUGCAGGAGCAGGUGAGCAACGCCAAGGAUAAACUCCUGCGGCUCAUGUCAGCCAGCCAGCCACCAGAGGACCAGGACAUGGACUCCUCCAACACCAACCUCAACUCGUCCUCCACUCAGACCACAGAGCUACAGUCUGAUGGCCCGUCUUCUUCUUCUCUACCUCAGAGAGACACUGAAUCCCGACUCUCGCCGCAACAUGUCUCCCCUCACCAUGGUGCUGCUGCAGUUUCAUCAUCUGCUGUUACACCAUUCUCUGAGCCUUCUGCUGCUCCAACCUCUCCAAACCCUGUUGCUGCUUCCUCUCCUCUCCCCAGUGAUAGCUAUGCAGGUGAAAGCCAGAGCGCUGUCUGUACCACUGGCCCUACAGGCAGAGACACGGCUGAUUUCAGAACAGAGGAGGAUCUCAAACAGUCCUUGUCCCUCCAGUCCCCUGGCUUACUCAGAACAGCAGAAGAGACAGUUCACUUUGUCACCUCCCUACAGUCCUGCAGAGGGUUAAACCCGUCUCAGGUUGAAACUUUCACCAGUCAGAGAGGCCUAACAUCCCAUCUGGGACCAAGUGUCAGACCAAAGGGUUUUGUUAGUAGCGAGCAGUUGCAGGAGAUCCUCCAAGAGCUGAGUGUGGAUGCAGUCAUGGAAACCACGCGAUCUCCCAGUCUGACGUCCAGACCGCUGUCUCAGCUAAAAUUUCCAGAAGCCUCCGCGCUUUCCCCUCUGUCCCUGCGAACACCACUCUCCCCUAAUCCACCCCUUCUCUUCCGCUACCCCAGCAUCUCCCCUUACGCGAUGAGGAAGCGUCGGCCACCCUUUCACUCCCCCAGAAGAGGUUUGGCCUGCUUCUACACAGGUUCAGAGGUUGCUGGCUGUGGGAGGAGAAGGGACAACUGUGUGCACCAAAAUCCUGGCAAGCACCCUGAUGGGGCCACUGUGGAUGGCACCAUCCUUCAGGCUCAUAACCCUGACCUCGAGCUGGAGGAGGAGGAGGAUGUGGAAGGGAAUGAAGUUAUAAGAAAAUGUCGGAGGUGUGUUUCAAGGACCCACAGAUGUUCAGUCUUGCCCUGUGCUGAACGAAAUCACAUAGCUCCACCUGAUGUGGAAGCGGGUGGUGACAAUGAGCAGCACCAUAGACACAUUAGAGACUCCUGUGGGUCCUGGGACUCUGACUCCAGCAGCUCAACGGACUACUGUUACUACCACCGUCCCUACUGUGACUCGUGCCUGCAGCGAGGCACUCUCCUGUCCUCAGACAGCUCCUCAGACUCCUCAGACAGCGAGUACGAAGGCUACACGAGCCUCUACCGCUCCCCACAUCCUGUGGUAUUCAAAGAAGACAUCAAACCCACCUUUGUAUGAGCACACGUUUACUGCACUUUACAUGUUCAUCCAUUUCCACCACAUGCACUCAUGUCCCAAGAAACGUUGCAGAAAAUUAGCUUUAAGGAUACUCAUGACACUAUUAGACGUCAGAUCAAAUAUAAAAUGCUGUCCCCUUUUUGAUAUGACUUACGACAUCAUUUGUAUAUUUCUGCUCUCAAAUGGAAACACUCCAAAAAUGUCUAAGUCUGACAUUUAGAGUAACAAAUAGAAAAAUCAGAGAGCAAAAUGAAAGGCUUUUACAGAACAGUUAAAAUGUGCACUGUAUUGUGCAAAUGCUGUAUUUAUUUUGAUAUUUAUUAGUCGAUGUUUUGGUGUACAAAAUUACAUUCUGUCUCAUUUUGACUGUUUUACACUGUCGAACACAUUCCUCAAAAUGUUACUCUUACAUGUAAUUGUAUGUCUGCAUUUUGUUGUUCCACUUUUGCUUUAAUUUUUAAAUCUCCUGCAUUGUCUGAACAUUGUUGUCAGAUGCUUCCAGUCUGUAGCUGGUUUACGAGACUCCACGCCCACACUGUCAAGCAAUUUAUGAAAGCAGGUCACUGUUGUCACUUUUAUGAUGAGGUUUUGUUUUUUACACAUUUUUUUUCUACAGCAUUAUUAUCCUGGUUUGUUAAAAGCAUUUAAUGUGCAAAGGUCACAUUUAUCUGGGUGUAUCGCUCAUGUGUGUGAGAAACAGAGUGCCCUGCUGCCCUUUGAUUUUCUAGCCCUCACAACACCAAACUCCACACCAUUUCAUGUUCGUUCUGCAUCUUCUCUUGUCGUAAAUUGCAGAGGAAAGUGGAUCCGGAGCAUAAACAGCCUAACAGAGAGUGCAUAAGUUUGAUGUAGGUCUGGAUUAACCUGCUACGGAGCCACGGGGAACAUGUGAGCCCCUAUUAAGCCCCUGCACUCACAUCCUGCAGCUCAUUUUGCCCAGAGUCCCACAAACUAACCAAUAUGUCUAUGCUUGCACACCACCCUGCCCCAGGUUUUAUCUGUAUGGCAGUUUGCAGUUUGUUCAGCAUGUAAGCAUAAUGCUAACUGAAAUAUUAAAAGUAGAUUUUGACACAAAACUCCUUUGCAAGACAAAUCCUCAAGUUUAGGUAAUGAAGUCACCUUCAGUUCUUUCAGUUUUUAAAUGUACAUCAGUGGUGCUUAAUGCACUAUAAUUCAUCAAAGUACCACAAAGUAUUUUCUACACAGACAGCAUAUAACCUUUGGACGGCGCAGCUGCCCGCUCCUGCCCAGCUGGUAAUCCAGCCUUGACUUGAUGUUAAAUACAGUAAUAAACCUGACCUUCGUUUGCUUUUCCGUGAUAAAAGCGACAUCUUCUCAGGAUUAGAAUAUUUGCAAGCCUCUGCAUCAUGUGACCUUAUUCAUGACCAAGAAUAGAUGAGAGAGUUGAGUAGAUUCAGGAGUUUUCAUGACAUUGCUGCAACACAGACAAAAACAGUGUGCACUCUCCCUCUCAUUUUUAUAUCUCUCUUGGUCUCUCCCUCUCCUUCCCUCCCACUAUCUCCACUCUGUCUCUCUAUAUUUCUUUCUUCCACUAAUGGGAAAAUGUGUGUUUGCCGGGGGAGGUGUUGCUAUAUGAAGGGAAAAACAGUGUCUCACAUUGCUUAUGCUCUGCUGCCUGUUUUUGAGACGGUACUGCUCUCUAUUCCACAUAUGGACCACUGAAGGGCAGCCUGGGAGAAAUUCCCUUUGAUAUAGACCACAACAGAGUAUAAAUAAACCACACAAAAGACAGAAUACCAGCAUCCCUGUGCUGGAGGAAAGACUCUCCUGCCAAGCUCAGACGAGUGACCUGCAUUCUGCUCAAAAUGAGGAAUACUGACAUAUUGAGGAAUUUUGGAAUAAAAAUAGCUGUCAAUCAAUCACACAUGCAUUUCUAAUUCAAAAUUACACACUAGUCCAUGUACAUCCUUGAACAUUUAUUACAAAAUGAAUAAUAGUGGGAGAUUAGUUCUGAUAUGCCCCACCUCAAGUGCCUUA